AUGGACGGAUCAAGGCCAGAAGCCGGGAGACGGCGGCAGCAGCAGGAAGAGACCCUUCUGUCGCCGCUUCUGUCGCCGCGUUUGUCGCCGAUUAGACAGCUAGCGGGCGACGGCGUCGCACGGCCGCUUCAGCGAUUCCCUCAGGUGCUUUCCCUUCGAAGCGCGAUCGCGGAGAGCGCAAAGGAGGAGGAGGAGGACCAUCCAUGGCUGGAGAAGAGUUUCCGUGGCGCCGCGAAUGGCGCCGCGAAAGGCGCAUCUGGUGACACGUCAGCAGCGGCGGAAGAGGCGGAUCCGACGGAGCUGAGCAGCUACCAUCACGUUCCGUUGUUCCGUUGUGCCCCUUUCUCCUUUUCCUUAUUCCCCUCCCUCGUCGUCUUUCCCCCUUUCAACCCUCUUCAUCCCUUUUCCACCCCUCUCCUUCCCCCCCUCCACCUCCCUCCAUCCCUCUCCACCCCUCUCCACCCCACCCCACGCCUCUCCAUCCUCCACCACCCCUCCCCCUACAGUCUCGACGCGUCCUCUCGUACGCGCAUGGCUCUGCGCGCCUCCUUCCACCUCUCCCCCCUCCUCCCCGCGCUCCUCCUCCGCUUCUCCGCCCUCCAGCGCCUCACCCUCCGCUGCGACCACCCCCCACCCGCCCUCCUCGCGCCCGCGGGGGAAGUUGGAAGCAGCAGCGCGAGGGGGGGCGGCGGCGGAAGAGAGGGCGCGGGCGGGGCAGGCGGGGGGGGGGACUACCAGUAUUAUCACUAUCAGCAGGCGCAUCAGAUGGGGGAGGCGGAGGCGGAGGCGGAGGGGGGGGGUGACAACCCGUGGGCAGGUGACAACCCGUGGGCAGGUGACAACCCGUGGGCAGGUGACAACCCGUGGGCAGGUGACAACCCGUGGGCAGGUUUGUGGCUGCACAAGUUUGUGGCUGCACAAGUGACAGACGCGGGCAUGGAGGCAAUUGCGCGCUCGUGCACGGGGCUGCACAAGUUUGUGGCGGACAAUUACCGGUUCGGCGGCAAGGGCAUUGCGGCGCUGCUGCUGCACUGCCACUGA
Molecule: messenger RNA, 1041 nt
Organism: Closterium sp. Naga37s-1
Lineage: Eukaryota; Viridiplantae; Streptophyta; Zygnematophyceae; Desmidiales; Closteriaceae
Source: the annotation of a GenBank genome assembly